This is a messenger RNA of Dendrobium catenatum, 897 nucleotides long. RefSeq names its product penta-EF hand domain-containing protein 2-like. The record is from RefSeq and is a predicted model, not a curated record. The coding region runs from base 75 to 584 and encodes 169 amino acids. Gene Ontology annotation, molecular function: calcium ion binding. NCBI's taxonomy places the organism in Eukaryota, Viridiplantae, Streptophyta, Magnoliopsida, Asparagales, Orchidaceae. The transcript is spliced from 10 exons.
UGACCUGCAAAUUCCUUAAACCCCGCGGGGCGCUAUUGCUGCGUUAAACCGGGCGGGGCAAUUGGUUGGAAGGAAUGGAGAACCCUAAAGUGUUGAAGGAGUGGUUUCAUCGCGUAGAUUCCAACAAUAAUGGAAGCAUCAACGCUUCUCAGCUUAAGAAUGCUCUUGCCGUUGGGAACCUAGACUUCCCUCUAGCUGUGGUUCAGCAAAUGAUUAGGAUGUAUGAUUUUGAUAGAAAUGGGACUAUGGAUUUUGAAGAAUUUGUUGCUCUUAACAAGUUUCUACUAAAGGUUCAAAAUGCAUUCUCUCAGCUAGACAGGGGGAAUGGAUUUCUCACGCUAGAUGAUGUUUAUCAGGCUCUGGUGAAACUUGGUUUCUCCCUGGACUCUCCUGCCUUUUUCACUGUCUGUGAGAGCUUUGAUCAAAAUAAGAUGGGGAUGGUUCGUUUGGAUGCUUUCAUAUCUCUAUGUAUAUUUGUACAAUCAGCUCGAAAUCUUUUUAAUUCCUUCGAUACAACUAAACAGGGAAGAGUUACAUUGGACUUCAAUCAAUUCGUUUAUUGCACUGCGAAUUGUAGGAUGUAAAACUUCCGCUUCCCUAAGAUACCCAGCAAGUCUGAUUUUCUCAGGUCGGAAUUCUGCCAUUUUUUUCUGCAUAUGUAGAAUAUUGCUGGCUUUUUUAAGAAAAAAAUUUGUGAAUGUUAUUUGCUUAGGCCUCUGUAUAAAACCUUGUAACCUCUUGCACGUAGAACUGUUAUAGUGUUAGAGGCUGUGUCCAGAGUAUUUGUGAUCAACGCAUUUAUAUGAGGAAUUGUCCCAGUUGUAUUUAACUUGAUUUUACACUUUGAUAAUAUAUUCAUCACGAGUGAAAAUAAGAAAUAAAAUCAUGAAUUAUAUA